This is a messenger RNA of Venustampulla echinocandica, 1074 nucleotides long. RefSeq names its product p-loop containing nucleoside triphosphate hydrolase. NCBI's taxonomy places the organism in Eukaryota, Fungi, Ascomycota, Leotiomycetes, Helotiales, Pleuroascaceae. The transcript is spliced from 2 exons. Gene Ontology annotation, biological process: cellular response to starvation; regulation of autophagy; positive regulation of TOR signaling. Gene Ontology annotation, molecular function: GTPase activity; GTP binding. The record is from RefSeq and is a predicted model, not a curated record. The coding region runs from base 1 to 1074 and encodes 357 amino acids. Gene Ontology annotation, cellular component: fungal-type vacuole membrane; Gtr1-Gtr2 GTPase complex; nucleus.
AUGGCCCAGAUGAACCAAUUGAGUCUCCAGGACGAGCCAGCGGUUUCGCCAGCCUCAGAGCCGCGGAAGCAGAAGAAGAAGAAAGUGCUGCUGAUGGGCAAAUCAGGCUCCGGAAAGAGCUCCAUGAGAAGCAUUAUCUUCAGCAAUUACAUCGCCAAAGACACCCGGAGGCUGGGAGCUACGAUCGACGUCGAUCUCAGCCAUGUCAAGUUUCUGGGUAACCUCACGCUGAAUCUGUGGGAUUGUGGAGGGCAGGAUGCUUUCAUGGAAAAUUACCUCUCGCAACAACGCCAGCAUGUCUUCUCUAAUGUUGGCGUCCUCAUCUACGUCUUCGAUAUCGAAUCCCGAGAUUUCGAUCGCGAUCUCCUCACCUACCGCUCCAUCAUCGCAGCCCUCGGUCAAUUUUCCCCAACUGCCAGCGUAUAUAUUCUAAUCCAUAAGAUGGAUCUCGUUGUCCCCAACCAGCGUGAAGACAUCUACAACGACCGCGUCUCCCUCAUACGAUCAAAAUCCGACUCAUUCGACCCCACUCCAUUCGCAACCUCCAUCUGGGAUCAAUCUCUAUACAAAGCAUGGGCUGAAAUAAUCCACGACCUCGUUCCGAACCUCGACCAGAUUGAGAAACAUCUUGGUAGCUUAGGCAAGCUUAUAAUGGCGGAAGAAGUCCUUCUAUUCGAGCGUACCUCGUUCCUCGUCGUGUCCAGUUGGACCUCCAAGGAAAUCAUCACAAGUGAUAAGGACCACCCGGCCCAAAAUCCAACAUAUGAUCGAAAUGAGCGGCUAUCCAACAUCAUCAAAAAUUUCAAACAAAGUACGAGCAGGUACACAGGAACCCCAAAGAGCGCAGAACAGUUUAGUGUCUUCGAUCUUAAGAUGCCAAAUUUCUGCAUGUUCCUUAUCAAGUUUACAACCAAUACUUAUCUUGGUGUUGUUCUUCCCCCAGGCGAGGAACGCUACAAUUCUGCGAAAUUAAACUGUUAUAUUGCUCGAACGCAAUUCGAGGACCUUGACUCUCCAGCGAGGAAGAGUGCUGAUAGAGGCGCCACAUCUGAGUCUCAGGAUGCGGUGUCAUAG